GCGCACAUGACGCAUUGGAUAGUAGAGGAGCUGGGCAGCAGUUAUCCGCUACCUUGAUAAACUAUCUGCAUCACGUUUAAUGAAAAGAAGCAGACCCUAAGUGCGACAAAGCUUUUUCCCUGCCGAGACUUCUGAAUAUUUUGGAUCCAGCUCGUGCGUAAAAAUCAAGACGCACAGCUCACCACUGCACAUGGCGCGCUGAUCUUCAGGUUGAAUGAGCAGAAUGCGUCUUCCUGAAGAUGAACAUCUCUCUGUGUGACUCUGCAGCCACCAUGUAUCACCUAACCACAGACCGCCACCCGAAUGCCAGCUGCAACUUCUCCCCGCCCCCGUCCAAUUGGUCAGUGGGGGGCAGCGCCCUACAGCUGCCCACGUUCACCACAGCAGCCAAAGUCAGAGUCGUCAUCACCUGUAUCCUCUGCGGCAUGUCAGCUUUCUGUAACCUGGCUGUGCUGUGGGCGGCGCACACUGAUGGAAAACGAAAAUCUCAUGUCAGAGUGCUGAUCAUAAACCUGACGGUGGCUGACCUGCUGGUCACCUUCAUCGUCAUGCCUGUUGAUGCUGUGUGGAACAUAACAGUGCAGUGGCUGGCUGGGGACUUUGCCUGCAGGUUGCUGAUGUUUCUCAAGCUGCAGGCCAUGUACUCAUGCGCCUUUGUCACCGUAGUAAUCAGUCUGGAUCGGCAAUCAGCCAUCCUCGACCCUCUGGCUAUCAAUAAAGCCAGGACGAGAAACAGAGUCAUGCUGACUGUGGCAUGGAGCAUGAGUGUCCUGCUGUCAGUCCCUCAGUUAUUCCUGUUUCACAAUGUGACCAUCGUCCAUCCUGAGGACUUCACUCAGUGCACCACACGGGGAAGUUUUGUCACUCACUGGCAUGAAACGGCCUACAACAUGUUCACUUUUUCCUGUCUGUUCCUGCUGCCGCUGGUUAUCAUGUGCACCUGUUACACCAGGAUCUUCUGCGAGAUCUCAAAGAGACUGGGAAAAGACAACUUGCCGUCCAAUGAAGUGCACCUGCGCCGGUCAAAGAAUAACAUCCCCAGAGCCCGGAUGAGAACUUUGAAAAUGAGUAUAGUGAUUGUUCUGUCUUUCAUUAUCUGCUGGACUCCAUACUACCUGCUGGGUCUCUGGUACUGGUUCUUUCCAGAUGACCUGGAAGGGAAGGUCUCCCAAUCACUGACCCACAUCCUGUUUAUCUUUGGGCUUGUAAAUGCCUGCCUGGACCCCAUUAUCUACGGCCUUUUCACAAUUCACUUCAGAAAGGGGUUUCGGAAGUAUUACUGCAACACCACCACGGCAUCAGAGCUGGAAAAUAACACGGUUAUAACGGAGUCUUUCUCCUGCAAUGCUAACACUUUGCCAAUGAAACGAGAGGUGAGUCCCGCCAGCCAGGACAGGUUCAUGUUGUUCAGUGACAGCAAAACAGAGUCAUCAUCACCAAAAAGCAGCCCUUUAACAGCAAACAAUGAUACAGAGAGAGAUCCAAACCGGUCCAGCCGUGAGAGCGCCAUUUGAGGGGAGUGCAAACAGAGACUCUGAUCUUUUCUAUUACUGUUGUUACAGUGUUUAAUUUGUUCAGAUGUAUUUACUGUUGGACUAUCUGAUGUGUUUGGUCAUUGUGUUUCUUAAAUACUGCCUGUCAUUUUGGCUCAUUUCACUUAUUGUUGCAUUCCUCAAUAUAAAUACAAAGGCCAAAAAUCAUAACUGCAUUUGGCUGGACAAUAAUGAACUAUUAUCGAAGUGGGAGCCCUCUAAAGAAGAUACACUGACAACGGGACUGCAACAUAACAGGAUUGUGUUUAUAGAGAAAUGUUCAGUACUCUGUGAUUUGUAACCUGUGGUCAUCUUAUAUUAAAUGUCU
Molecule: messenger RNA, 1860 nt
Organism: Notolabrus celidotus (New Zealand spotty)
Lineage: Eukaryota; Metazoa; Chordata; Actinopteri; Labriformes; Labridae
Product: putative gonadotropin-releasing hormone II receptor
Exons: 4
Coding region: 240-1514 (424 amino acids)
Biological process (GO): G protein-coupled receptor signaling pathway
Cellular component (GO): membrane
Molecular function (GO): peptide binding; gonadotropin-releasing hormone receptor activity
Source: RefSeq, a predicted model, not a curated record